AUGCACAUACCUAAGUUCGAGAUCCUGGCCGCCGGCCUGGGACUCAUAUCACCCGUCGUUCACGCAGUAACACAGGCCUCACCACAGUACAACUUUAUCUACGGCGCCUGCGGCAAGAUCACGAACUUCGCUUCAGUCUUUCCCUUUGUCACCUCUUACGAACAAGGCGAUGUCAUCGGCUGCCAGAGCGAUUGCAGCUCCUACGGCUCUGCGUUCUCUGCUACAGGAAACGACGGAGGUCAGCAGUGCUGGUGUUCGGAUCCUAACACCCCGAACAGCUCACCGAGUCCUCUUCUCGCAUCGGUGCCAAACCCCAACGCCGCUCUUUGCAACGUUGCUUGCGUCAACAACAAUACAUACGCUUGUGGAGGAACUUAUGGGAGCGAUGUCAUCUAUAAUGUCUAUGGGAACCACAACGACCACAACGACCAGCAGCAGCUCCACAAGGUCUACGACUAG
This is a messenger RNA of Colletotrichum tamarilloi, 459 nucleotides long. RefSeq lists its product as uncharacterized. The record is from RefSeq and is a predicted model, not a curated record. The coding region runs from base 1 to 459 and encodes 152 amino acids. Lineage: Eukaryota; Fungi; Ascomycota; Sordariomycetes; Glomerellales; Glomerellaceae. The transcript has 2 exons.